This is a messenger RNA of Blastocystis hominis, 729 nucleotides long. RefSeq lists its product as hypothetical. The transcript has a single exon. The coding region runs from base 1 to 729 and encodes 242 amino acids. Gene Ontology annotation, molecular function: GTPase activity; GTP binding. The record is from RefSeq and is a predicted model, not a curated record. Lineage: Eukaryota; Bigyra; Opalinata; Blastocystidae.
AUGCAGUUUGGUGGAACUAUCUUAGAAGGGUCCUUGAACAGUGCUAGAAGGGAAAACGGGUUUUCUUACGGUGGUGGAAAUCAAAGGGUGACAGAGGGCAUCUGGCUUUGGAGUAAACCUUUUAUUAUUCCUGAUCCAAGCACAGCUGGAGGAAAGCUGUGUGUACUCCUCAUGGACACGCAGGGGAUGUGGGAUGGGCAGACAGGUCAAGGGUUGACAACGAGUAUUUUCGGUUUAUCGACACUCCUCUCUUCCUAUCAAAUUUACAAUGUCCAAAACCGGUUACAAGAAGACCAGCUCCAGCACUUAGCGAUGUUUUCAGAAUAUAGUUUAAAGAUCAGUGAAGUGAAGAAAUGGAAGGAGAAAGCGCCAUUUCGUCAUAUCGAUUUUCUGGUGCGAGAUUUUUCAGCAUUUUCGAAUGAAAAAGAUGUAGAAUCCUGUCUGGAAGAAAUGAAGACUUAUAAACAAGAGUUUUUAGCUCCUCGAAAUGCAGAUGAUCUCAAUGAAACGCGAAACAAGAUUCGAAAAUGCUUUGAAGAGAUUGAUGUGUUUUGUCUGCCUCACCCAAAUCGAGAGGUUACGACUUUGUCAUUUAGUGGAGUUAUCGAUUCCAUCUAUCAUCCAUUCCUCGCUUUGUUAGGAUACUAUGUCGAUCACUUGUUUCGAAAUUGGAUACAACCCAUGGAAGUGAACAACCGAAUCGUGUAUGCCAAGGAUUUCGAAUCGUAG